Molecule: messenger RNA, 450 nt
Organism: Aureobasidium subglaciale EXF-2481
Lineage: Eukaryota; Fungi; Ascomycota; Dothideomycetes; Dothideales; Saccotheciaceae
Exons: 2
Coding region: 1-450 (149 amino acids)
Source: RefSeq, a predicted model, not a curated record
AUGGCCAACGUAUCUGCCAAUCCCGAUGCCGAUCAAGUUCAAGUCCAAGACAUCGAUCUCAGUGACCCACAGUACACCAGCGAUGGUAUAGGCAAUCAUCCUGAGCGUUCGACCGGUAUCAGACAACCAGAUACAAUGUACCUCCACAUCCUAAGCCGUAUGGACAUCCUAUGCAAUUUUGUUGGCUCGCUACCUCGUGGCUACUCCUACUUUGGUCGUCCCCACGCCCCUCUCGGCAGCAGCAUCCGCAGAUACGACCUUUUCAUCUGGGGACAUCCUAGCGGUCGUUGCUUUCGCUCGCACCGUCAGUUCUGCCCUCAUGUCGUUAGUAUCGUUCAGAAUAAGCUCGACAACUGCGCAUGCUAUCUUUGCGCUAUCAAUGGUCCCUUGAGUGGCGCUUUUGCACCUCCGCCACCGCCAUCUCCCCCAGCAGCCCCUACCACUGUUUGA